ACACGUCGCACCUGAACAUGUCCUUCUUGUGGCUCCAAUUGCGAAGUCUCUUGAGCCAACUAUUAUAAAUGAGAAACCAAGUUACGUGACAUCCUACAGCCAUUAAACUCUCAAAUGAGCUUGGUAACUUAUAGCCUACUCAAAUGGAUGCGAAUCUCACUAAGCUUGGUGGUUCUCUUCCCGUCCCAUGUGUUCAGGAGAUGGCAAAAGAGCCCAUAACUGAAGUCCCGCCUCGCUAUGUCCGUACUGACCAAGAUCACCCGUUCAUGCAUGAUGAUCAUGGAACUUCGUUGCUUCAAUUGCCAGUAAUUGACCUGGACAAGCUCGCAUCAAGCAAUGACGAUUUGAUGGAGUUUGAGCUUGAAAAGUUGCACUUUGCUUGCAGAGAUUGGGGAUUUUUCCAGUUGAUUAACCAUGGAGUGAGUUGUUCAUUGGUGGAAGAGCUGAAGUUGGGAAUACAAGAGUUCUUCAAGCUUCCAAUGGAGGAGAAGAGGAAGUUUUGGCAAGAAGAAGGAGACUUGGAGGGUUUUGGGCAGUCGUUUGUUGUGUCGGAGGAGCAGAAGCUUGAUUGGAGCGACAUCUUUUUCAUGGUUUCCCUCCCAAGACAUUUGAGAAAACCUCGCCUUUUUCCCAUGCUUCCUUCUCCUUUCAGGGAUGUCUUGGAUAAAUACUCCUCAGAGCUACGAGAUCUUGCAAUGAAGAUACUCCUUCUCAUGGCGAAACCUCUGAAGAUGGACACCAAGGACAUGAUAGAACUGUUUGAUGGAGGCAGGCAAGCCCUGAGGAUGAACUAUUACCCUCCAUGUCCGCGACCCGAGCUCGUCAUUGGCCUCACUCCUCACUCCGACGCCUCAGCCCUCACCAUUCUUCUCCAUGUCAAUGACAUGGAAGGUCUGCAAAUAAAGAAAGAGGGCAAGUGGGUCCCCGUCAAGCCCCUUCCUGAUGCUUUCGUUGUCAAUGUCGGAGAUAUUUUACAGAUUGUGACGAAUGGCACUUAUUGUAGCAUUGAGCACCGAGCAACAGUUAACUCGAUGAAGGAAAGGCUCUCAUUUGCCACAUUCUACGGCCCGAAAUUGGACGGCAAAAUGGGUCCUGCACCGAGCCUGAUCACACCGGACAAGCCAGCAUUAUUUAGAAAUAUAGGCGUUGCCGAUUUCUUCAAGGGACGCUUCUCUCGUGAGCUUCGAGGGAAGUCAUAUCUUGACGUUAUGAGGAAUAUUCAAGGUGAGAAAAGGGAGUUGAAUUUGGCCAUUGAGAAAGCAAACUAGCCUUUUUUAUUUACCGUAGACUAUACUAGCUGAAAUCAUAUCUUUAUGUUGGCACUCUCCAUGUACCUCAAACAAGUUGAUUAUCCGUAUUCCUUUCGCUCCCUCCUUGCUUUUGUUGAUCAA
Molecule: messenger RNA, 1391 nt
Organism: Syzygium oleosum
Lineage: Eukaryota; Viridiplantae; Streptophyta; Magnoliopsida; Myrtales; Myrtaceae
Product: protein SRG1-like
Exons: 4
Coding region: 144-1268 (374 amino acids)
Source: RefSeq, a predicted model, not a curated record